This is a messenger RNA of Jatropha curcas, 826 nucleotides long. It is a transcript of the gene RABA6B, whose product is annotated as Rab GTPase-like A1I protein. Gene Ontology annotation, molecular function: GTP binding; GTPase activity. NCBI's taxonomy places the organism in Eukaryota, Viridiplantae, Streptophyta, Magnoliopsida, Malpighiales, Euphorbiaceae. The record is from RefSeq and is a predicted model, not a curated record.
GACUUUUCCCCCAUAUUCUUUCUUUUCUUGUUUUUCUUGAAUGUUUCAAACUUUCUUUUCUAUAGAGCCCAUCUCUCUCUCUCUCUCUCUUUCUCUUUAUGGUGAUGAUGGGAGAUUCAUAUGAUGAAGAGUGUGAUUAUCUGUUUAAAGCAGUUCUAACUGGGGAUUCAGCUGUUGGAAAAUCAAAUCUUCUAUCAAGAUUUUCAAGAGAUGAGUUCAAAUUAGAUUCAAAACCAACUAUUGGAGUUGAGUUUGCUUACAGAAAUAUAAGAGUUGGUGAUAAGCUCAUCAAAGCUCAAAUAUGGGACACUGCUGGCCAAGAAAGGUUUAGAGCUAUAACAAGUUCGUAUUACAGAGGAGCAUUAGGCGCAUUGUUAGUAUAUGACAUAACACGCAGAGCAACGUUUGAUAAUGUGAAGAAAUGGCUAAAAGAGCUAAGAGAAUUCAGCAAAUCUGACAUGGUGGUUGUUCUUGUUGGAAAUAAAUCUGAUUUGGAUAAUUCCAGACAAGUUGGUGAAGAAGAAGGCAAGAAUCUUGCAGAGGCUGAAGGUUUAUGUUUCAUGGAAACAUCAGCUUUGGAGAAUAUCAAUGUUGAAGAAGCAUUUUUGGAAAUGAUUACUAAAAUCCAUGAAAUUAUGAGUCAAAAAGCUAAAAUCAAUGAUAAUAGUAAUACUACUAUUACUAUGACCAUUCCAGUUGGAAAAGAAAUACUUACUAUUGAUGAAGUAUCUGCUACUAAACAAUCAACUUGUUGUUCAUACUAAAUUGUCUUAAUUAUACAUUAUAUUAUAUAUGAUGACAAAAGUUUUGGAAUAUUUUUCUCAAA